Messenger RNA from Penicillium longicatenatum, 1695 nucleotides. Its product is annotated as putative C6 transcription factor. The transcript has a single exon. The record is from RefSeq and is a predicted model, not a curated record. Lineage: Eukaryota; Fungi; Ascomycota; Eurotiomycetes; Eurotiales; Aspergillaceae. Gene Ontology annotation, molecular function: zinc ion binding; DNA-binding transcription factor activity, RNA polymerase II-specific; DNA binding. Bases 1 to 1695 code for a protein of 564 amino acids. Gene Ontology annotation, biological process: regulation of DNA-templated transcription; DNA-templated transcription; response to xenobiotic stimulus.
AUGUCCAACCCGUUGAAACGCCCCCGCCGAUCCAAGGUCGCUUGCAGACUAUGCAGAGACCGUAAGAAGAAAUGUGACGGUCGUCGGCCUUGCGAAACUUGCAGUGACUUCGAGUACGAGUGCUUCUACGAUAUCGGCGGUCGCAAAAAGAGAAACAAGAACCCGCUACUACCAGGCCAAGAACGGUCCCAGCCUCAUGAAGACCAGGGGAAUCUUUUCCACAAUACAACAUCUCCGUGCGACCGAUCCCUAGGUCCAUGCCUUGAGGUGCUACAGCCACAAUCCUUGGAAUUGAACUCCGGUGCUGCUUUUGUAAGGGGGUUGGGGCUCAAAAUUGACCCAGACAAUGCGCCCGAGCCUAAGGUUUUUGCUUGGAAUAUCGGCGCCCGACAAUUGCCAGGGAACUUUGUUUCUCUAUCCAUUUUGAAUAUCGUAUCACAUGGGGAGAUGACCAGCCUCGCAAAAGUUUACCUCGACAAGGUAGAUCCAUGCUACGGUUAUAUCGACCGUGCGACUUUCUUCGCAAAUCUGGAUUUGAGGUGGUCCCGGGAGUCCACACUGGAGCCUUAUGAUGCGGUUCUAUGUGGUGUAGCAGCAAUGGGCUACCUUUUUUCCCGAAGAAAAGCUAUCGCUGCAGAAUUGCCUUUAGUCGAAUCAGCUCGAUCAACACUCGAACAAUGUUCAAUGUCCGGCAUACCAUCAUUGAGUAUCAUUACAGGGUGGGCUCUCAGACUGGCCUACCUGCGGCUGAUAAGCUCUCCACACACUGCAUGGAUGGCUAGUUGCUCAUUGUUACACCUAGUAGAAGCAUCGGGGCUUCAUCUAGAGUCUCCGUCCCGGUCACUUCUCAUUCGAAGGCCACAAAACGUUGAUCCAGACAUUCGGAGAAGGUUUGUUGGGUUCGCCCAAUAUAUCAACACUUGGAUAUCUUUCGAUUUGGGCCGAUCAAGAGUUGUCCUGCGUGGAGCGUCCUACACUUCGCCAACAUGCCGAGAGGGUGACUAUACAGCUGAAAUGCUGAAUUUGCUUCCCCUCUCAGAGACCCUGGAACCAAACAACUCGCUCGAUUCCGCCCAGCUCAUCGCAAUGCUGUCUAACGUCCUUGACAGUUCACAUACGGAGCCCCCGUUUGUACUAUCACAAUGCAAUCUUAUGCUUUGUGUGUUUCGACGACUCCGUGCACUUCACUACGACGUAUGCAAGUCAGACAUGGAUCGCAUUUUAAACCUGAUAACGAGGUCUCUUAUCUGUGCGAAAGACCUGGCAUACCAAAAUUGUCCCUGGAGCCACGUCGCAAAUGUUCCUUUCCAGAUCGUCAGUACCCUUCUUGCGAUAGACAGUGCUGAAUCUCUCUCUCGACUAGAUGAGGCUAUACAGACCAUUAAAAUAAUUGCGGAAAUUUACGAUACAGCUGUCAUGAGGGAAGCAUUUCGAACAGCAGGUUUGUUGAUUCUUUUACAGCAAAAAAGGAAGACGAAUGAUGCCCAGACCCUCAGCAGUAUUCUAGAUGGCUACUUCGAUGCGUCCUUGCAGUUUUGCCAAGAAAAUCCGAAUGAUGGAUCAAACAUUGCCCGCGAGGCAGAAUCAGUAGACCUCGAUGACUUACUUGCAGAGAUGCCAAAUUUAAAUAACUUUGACUGUGAGCAGUUUUUCGUGUCAGAAAACCCCGUGGACUUUUUCGAAAUGGCCUUCUGA